CAUCCGCACUGCGGUCUUUAUAACUCGGCCGACGUUUAUAACUGAUGCGCCGACGUGUUUUCCUGCUUUAAAGUUCACUCCUGAUCAAGCAGAGGCGUUUGUUUUGUCAACUCUCUUAAUCGUAUAUAACCUGACCAUAUAUUUGCUUUUCGGAAUGGGACAGAAAGGUGAUUUAAGUGAUUUUCAACGCGGGAUGAUUGUUGGAGCCAGACAGGCUGGUCUGAGUGUUUCCGACACCGCUGAGCUGCUAGGACUUUCUCGCACUACAGUCUCCAGGGUUUACAGGGAAUGGUCGUUGAAGGACAAAACAACCACUGGCCGACAGGAAUGUGGGCGAAAAAGUCUCGUUGACGACCGCGGUCAGAGGAGGAUGGCCAGACUGGUUCAGGCGGAUAAAAAAGCUACCAUAACCCAGUUAACCGCUCGUUACAACCAGGGGACCCAGAGGAGCAUCUCUGAACGUACAACACGCCGUGCAUUAAAGCAAAUGGGCUUCAGCAAGCAGAAAACCACACCGGAAAGUAAAGCAAAACCGGACGACGUUCCUGUAAACAAAGAACAGAAAUCCAAGGCUCCGGUUCCCGCGGAGGCACCAAAAUUAAACGACACACCUUCAGGCUGGCGUCAGGACGAUUCAGAAGCGACUCCGUUAGCGUAACAUUAACUUAAAACAAGGCACAACAACAGGACAUUGCUGGUUGGACUACCAACAUCACGUUUAUUUCUUCUUGAAACACAUCCAGUUUCAAGUUAUGUUUGUAUAUAUUAAUAUUUGUCGAAAUGAGCUUUCAAAAUGCGUGUAAGCAAUGAGAGGCGCAUCAAAACAAAACCUUGUUCUAAUGGUUCAUUGAUUUAACCGUAUAAAGAUUAAUUCAUACUUAUUGACCCCAGAAAACAUGCACUGAGUUUGUGCAAUUUUCAUUUUGGAAUAAACUAGAACAUUAUGGAAUUU
Danio rerio (zebrafish) is the source of this 952-nucleotide messenger RNA. The record is from RefSeq and is a predicted model, not a curated record. Lineage: Eukaryota; Metazoa; Chordata; Actinopteri; Cypriniformes; Danionidae.